CAUCAUCUUCCGGUAAAAGUCAUGACAUCGAGAAAAAAGUGAGUCCCAGGGAAAACAAACACCUGUUUUGCUUUGUGUCUGAGGUCAAUCAACUCGUAAGUAGCCUUUAUUUUAACAUUUACUGUAUCAGAGAUUUCUAAUAUUUCUAAAUAAAGUUAUUUUUUAAGCUGGGUUACUAACUCUAACCUAUCAAGUCAACAGUCAAAACACAUUUAUGUACAUUGUUGUUGUUGCUGUGAAUCGAGUUAAUGAGACUGAAGUGAAACUGUCUCUGUCUCAGCUACAAACAAAUUUCACUUGCUGUGUCGUGGUGUAUUGUAUCCUCUGUUUGCUGUGCUUGAAGGGUUAAUGUUGAUUCUCCUUAUCUAAAUUCUGCAACUGAACAACUCAUUUGGUUUGAACAUGAUUAGAUCGAUCCGCGAGAAGCACAGGUGUUGUAACACUCCUUGAAACCGGUUUGACAUUAUACACACAAUCACUUACACACACAAAAUCACAAUCAUAUACACACACAAACUCACACACAAACACACAAUCAUACACACACAAACACACAAUCAUAUACACACACAAACUCACACACAAACACACAAUCAUACACACAGAAACACACAAUCAUAUACACACACAAACACACAAUCAUAUACACACACAAAUUCAUACACAAACACACAGUCAUAUACACACACAAACCCAUACACAAACACACAAUCAUAUACACACACACAAUCACACACAAGCACACAAUCAUAAACACACAAACUCAUACCCACUUCAUUUUUAUUUUGUAUAGAUGUUUUGGAGGGGGGAUCACAGUGAGUUAUACCCCGACUGCCUUUUCUCACUUAGAAAGUGAGAGAUGGAGUGUAAGCUCUCCCUGGGGGCCAGUUGGGUCUGCUGUGAUCCCUCUGCAAUGAUUGUUGAUAGCUUCCUGCCGCUGUGUAUUGAUGCUGGGCUGGGUAGACAUCACAACCCGACCCCAGCAUCAGUACAAGGUGCACAAGGAACUGGAGCUCAGUAUGGGUCAUCCAGGCAGCUUCCUGGGGGCUCGCAGCCAUAGAGCAUUCACCUGAUGUGCCGCAUGUAAUGUUUUGUCGUUGUGUUAAUGAAGCGUUUGUACCGGUAAAGCAUGGAUGUCAGUGUGGGUAAGCAGGUGUCGGUUUAUUAAAUACAGAAGAGAGGUGAAAAUAACUGAUACUCACAGAUACUCUCAUAAUUCCAACUGGCUCACCUGAAACUAGAUAGGGUAAACCGUCAUCCCACAAUCUGAAUACUGCUAUGUGAUUGGUUGGAACUUACAUAUAUAAAUAUCACACUGCACCUGAGCCAGCUAUGUGCUAGUAGGCCGUGACCGCCUGCCGCUUGACACCUUGGGAGGACCACCUCCCCACAGUAAUAACACCUCUAACUGCACCCAAAGAUUCCUUGCACCAUAACCACUGCAAUGAUCUGUAAUAAUACAACAAGCUGUAUUAAAACAAUAAUACUAUUAUAAUAAACUGUAAUGGUACAAGCUGUAAUAAUACAAUAUGCUGUAAGGCUUUUGAUAGAGUUCCACACAUAUGCUUACUAUACAAACUGAAAGCAUUUGGUUUAAAUUAAAAUUCUUGUUCUUGGCUUAGAGACACAAUUGAGAAACUAGACUGGUAAGGAAAGAUGGCAUUGAACAGCGCUAUAUAAAUAAUAAUAAUUUAUAUGUUAAUAUCCUUAUUAUUAAAGUGAUAGAUGUGUAAUUAAUGAUCAUGUUAUAUUUUGAUAUUGGUAGAGCCUGGACGAGAUUGAAAUAAUAAUAAUAAGUGUUGGAGGUUCGACAUGGACAACAGCAAUAUUACCAGAAUUUCAGGAACCAGUGUGGUGAGUGUGGUGUGUGUCCUUGGGAAUGGCUUUCAUUUUCCUACUGUGCUCUGUUAUCCCCAAAUAAAGGUUUCCAUCACUCACCACCCUCUAUGGUUUCCAUCACUCACCAGGAACCCCCUGUGGUGUGAUCCCCUACAUCAGGGUUUUUGGCAUUCACCAGGCACCUCCUAUUUUGUCACCUCCACCAUUCAUUCACCAGAAGCCACUAAAUAAUGCAAACACCAGGGCUAUCUUUAUUUAACAGAUCCUUCCUAUGCUGGGAUCCCCCACAGGUCUUCCCACGCAGGUCUUCCAUUCUUUAACAGCAUCCUACUAAGGUGUGAAGGCUAACAUUGGGGGCAUCCAUUAAGCACUAGAAGCACCCACCAAGUCUGCAACUCAACACAGCUCUCUAUUGUGUGAUACACCAGGGCUUUGACAGUGGGCCAUGGAAAUAUGUCAACAUGGAAAAUGAUGCCAUUGGUCCAGUAACUGAAUCUAGAGAGCAGCUUGUAGGAGCCUCAAAAAGCAAAUCUUUACAUAGAAACAUAGAAUGUGACGGCAGAUAAGAACCAUUCGGCCCAUCUAGGGGGAGAGAUGGGUUGGAGGGAGAGACACAGGGAAAGGGGGGAGGGAGAGAGAUGGGGAGGAGGGAGAGACACAGGGAGAGGGGGAGGGAGAGAGAUGGGGAGAGGGGAGAGCCACAGGGAAAGGGGGAGGGAGAGAGAUGGGGAGAGGGGAGAGAAAGAGGGAAAGGGGGGAGGGAGAGAGAUGGGGAGGAGGGAGAGACACAGGGAAAGGGGGUAAAAGAGGCAGAGGGGGAAGCUACGGGCUAGAGUUCACUCUCACCACUUCCUGGUGGUCGCAGUAGUAGGAGUGAACUCUAGCCCCAUACACACACUGCCCACACACACACACACCAUACACAUUCACACACUGCCCCCCCACACACACACAUUCACACACUGCCCCCCCACACCCACACACUGAACCUUUCACACACAUUGUGUGAUGGAAUUCCAGUAAAAUACAAGUUUAGCAGGCCAAGAUUGCCACAAGGCAUAUGUAGGUACAUGUGUUUGUAGUAUCAGUUAGUUAGUUACACGUAGCUAAGAUACUGUCAUCACUAUACUGAGCAUGUGCAGGAAUGCAGGAACUGGAAUUACGCGUCCCUCUCCUUUGUUUCAGAUGAGCCACGUGGUUAGACCGGAUGGAUGAGUUUAGACUCAAUUCAUUGAUUAGGUUAAGGGUAUGUGUGGGCGUAGCUAAUUAUGGGAGGAGCUACAGUGCUAUAUAAGGAAUGUACUCUAUGUAUUCAGUGCUCAGAUCUUUGCUGUUUUUGGUGACAUAAGUCCCUCUGAGUUCCGGUCGGUGAAUCGAAUAAAGAUCUCUUCCUUCCUGAAGAAACCUGUGUCCAUCUCUCUGUGCUUGGCCUCCGUCAGUUUCCCGGUAACAGUUGCACCCCCCACACAUUUCACCACUGCUCCUAUACCCUACUACAGCCCCAUAUCCCAGCAGACUCCAGGUAAGUUGUCAAACUGUUCUUAAACGGUUUGACUACUUACUCUGGGAGUGGGUGCCGACACUCCUGGCACCAUAACCACUACACAGAGGAGUAGUGGUUAUUGUGCAUGGAAUAUUUCUUUAAAUAAUCUACAAGUGCCCCUCCGGGCUCAGGCUCUGGAUCCGUCACUGGUAUAUGACAUGUAUAUUAAUGUGUAUAUUAUAUAUAUAUAUAUAUAUAUUAUAUUUACACAUAUUAAUGUACAUUUAUAUAUGCAUAAUACACAGAGAAAUUUCAUGAAUAUGUACCCCAUAUGUAAUGAGCAGAUAUUGGCCCAAUCUUGUUGCUAGAUGCAUACUCCAGCACAAUAACAUAUUGAAAGUGAAGAGCACACCCACAGGACUUCAAAAUAAACAUUUUUUACAGUUGUGCCCUACAUACAUUCACCAUUUCAGUCCCAUUACCAAGCUUUCCUUAAUAUGUCAAGGUAGUUGGACUGAAACAUUGAUUAUAUGCAAAGGCACGUCUGCUUAAAAUAAAUCUGCACUUUUGUUUAUUUUGAAGCCUAUGAGUGUGCUUUUUACGUUGAAGUACUUUUUAAUUUUAAAUUAUCUGUUCUAACUCUGUAUCUGCACACUAUGCUGGCGCGACGCAUUAUGGGGCUGGUAAAUAUUUUUUUUCCAGGGCUGCUUUUAAUUCCCAGUCCGGCCCUGCUUCUGAAGGUAAUUGGUUGCACCAGAGCUUUUAUGGGCUUCAUAACAAGGGGGGUGAAUACAUACGCACAUGCCUGUUUUCUGUUUCUGAAAAAUAGUUUUAUGUAUAUAUUUUUCUAAUUUCACUUCACCAACUUCGACUAUUGUGUUCUGAUCCAUCACAUAAAAUUCAGAUUAAUAAAACAUUGAACUUAAGGCUGUAAUGUAACAAAAUAGGUAAAAAGUAAAUCGGGGGUGAAUACUUUUGCAAGGCACUAUAUAUUUUUAAAAAUGGGGGAAGAGGGGAGAGCACAACUGUUCCAAGAGUGACCACUAAACACUCUUGUAAACAAACACAGAUCAAGUACGUCCCCAAGUGCACCACUAUUUGGAAUAAAUGCAAGAACCAGAUUUUAAAUAGACAUCUUCUUGAGAAUCAAUCAAGUGCGAGCUGGUCUAUGAGGGUUAGCUAUUCUGUAAGAAAACACAAGACAAAAAUUUUUAAAUCUCAGCAAUUUUUUUAAUUUACACGCCCUGUUUGGCAUGACAGACAAGGCAUGUGAAUUAAUUUAACGCCUGCAGUGUUGUAGACAAUCACUGUAGUUAACAGUAGUGUUUAUUGGGGUAAUGGACAAACGAACUGACACUUACAGAGAAAUGACAAUUCCAUUUUCACUAGAGUUUAAAAUGUUAUAACUCAUGCUUUCGUUUUUCCAUCAAAACAUUUCAGGAUGAGCUGCUGGAAAACCCGAACACUGACUUCCAUCCUGAAAGGUUUCUGAAUAUCCAGCAUCAUUUGGUCAUCUUAUUCCAUGCUCGCAGGUGCAUGAAAGAACGGAUGGCUGAUUGUAAGCUCCCACUUUGCCAAACAUUAAAGAGCAUUUUCAAUAAUGUGGCACAGUGCCCAUCUUGGAAUGAAUGUCCAGGUAAGAGAGUGUCCAAAGUUUUGUCUAAGACAAUGUCUCGGAUUAUGCUCUAUUAAUGAAUGGAAUGAUAGAUGGAUGGGUGGUUGGGUGGGUGGAUGCAUGGACGGACAGAUUAAUACAUUGAAAAUGAAAGGAUUAAUUCUUAAGGGAUUGUUUCCUGUUCAUUAGCUGUAGACCUUGAUCAAAGGUAGACAAUAGAACACAGUUCUCGAGAUGUCUUGUAUCUAUAACUCCUGUGAUUCAUGGAAUGAACAUGUUGUUUAUCCCUGAUCUAAAAUGUUUACAUUUUACAGGCAGAUAAGAUCAAUGGAUAAAGGUCAAGGCAUUUAACUCAAAUAUUAAGAUCAUGACAUAAUCUCCUUCUCUCUUCCUCAGUUAACUACUGCACAUUUUCCAAAAAAGUCCUUCUCCACUGGAUGAAAUGCAAGCAGUGGAACUGUCGUAUAUGUGGUCCCUUACGGAAGAUCCCAAGUCAGCCGUGUGAGUGUCCUCUCACUGUUGGUAUAACCAUGGGACAAUUAGGAAGUGAAAUACAUUUUUAUUUUAUACAUUCAAUGCAGAGUAAAAUUAGGUUGUAAAUUGAUAAAAUUAUAGUAGAUUGCCCAGAUGCCAAGGGAAGGUUAUGUUUCCCUAUUUUUAUAGUACCAAGCACUAUGUUGCUUGAAGCCAUAUUAAUGGAUUGAAGGCAGUGGUUACCAAGGAGGUAACAUGUGGCGAAAAGAACAAGGCGCCUUAAAACCAAUUCUAACAGACCGACUAUCCCUACAAAUGAAACCUACCUAAUAUCAUGUGCUUUAUUUCCCUUGUGCCCCAAUCAUGGUCACAAAAUACAUUAUUUUACUAGCUGGAUGUUACGAUAGGCAUCUCAUCACUAAUUCUGGACAGCGGUAGGUGUUAUAAAACAACUCAGAUAUCUCAGGGGCUACAUUAGGCUUUAUACCACUUGUCAGGGAAAACAAAUGGAAUAAGCAUCCAUGAUUUACCCAACAGGUGAUUAUCAGCAGACCCUCCGCGAGGAAGGAUUGGCUUCAGACAAUAACCACCAUACACUGAACUCCGAGACGGAUCUUCCCAACUCCAUGACAAGAGUAAAGUAAGACAUGAUUAGAGCGUGUUCGGAGGAGGAAGGUAUGGGGUGAACUUAAAGGGAGUCAAUCUAAAGGGGUAAGGUCACUUCCCAGGAUUUUUAAUAUUCUUUGACUUAAUCCCUGUAUUUAACAAAUAUGUGUCUGAAAAUAAAAUUAAAUGUAGAAGUUUAAACUGCUCUAAAUCUAUCCGGCAACAGGGUGCCCCCCUCUUGAUUCCAGGUCAAUCACCAUUAUAAGCUCUUCCAUUUUACAUAUCAUGGAACAUAUUGUGUGACGUUGCAGUGUGUGCCUUGGCCACAGUGCAAUGUUCUGGCUGUGCCUGGACUCAACUGGAUUGUGAUGUGAUUUGUUAAAACUGUAAUAAAGGGAAGAAAAGCAUCACAUGACAAAAAAAAGGUGAAUCCAAUAUAUAGGUGAUUUUCAAUAUUGUAUUCUGUGGUGUCAUUUCCAGAGAAGUGAUACUUCCCCUUUUAGCCAUUUCCAAGGACGGUGUGAUUUGGUAUCUGAUGCUACACACACUUGGAUUUUUCGAGGGUUCUAGCAAGGUUUUAGCUGUAGAACAGGAGAGCACCAAUGUCUGAUGUGUGCCCAACCUGCCUUUGUGUUUAAUGCUACAAUCCUCUAAGAUACCUCUCUCUUCUUCUAAUGACAGCCAGGCACAGAACAGGGAGUGUACUAUAAGCACUUUUGCCAGCUUUGGUACCACCAGAGAUUGGGAGCUGCCAUUACCUACAGCACCAUGGGAAACACUGUACACACCGGGAACUGAGAACAUGUGUGAAAAUAUUGGACUUUGUUCGUAAGUGUGUAACCGUAAACUAUGGCAACUCACAGACUGACGUAUGAAGUCAAUGGAACAUGGCAUGUUUUAUGCAAAAACACCUAAUAUAGAAAAAUAACUGGGUUCGGGAAUUUCUCCAGCUCAAUUAUUUUGAACAAAAAUUUGUAAUUCCUUGUUAAUUCUUUCACAAUUUUUCUAUUGUUUUCCAGUUUUACAACAGUGGUAAUUGUAUGCAUUUAGCUCAAUGAUAAAUUUAUGUUCUAUAAAAUCAGCAAAGCCGGGUAUGUCUUAUAUACAGUCAUGGGAAAAAGAAAGUACACCCUCUUUGGCUUUACAUAUCAGGACAUAACAAUCGUAUAUUCCUUAGCAGGUCUUAAAUUUAGGUAAAUACAACCUUAGCUGAACAACGCCUGACAUACUACACUGUGUCAUGAUUUAUGUAACAAAAAUAAAGCCAAGGAGAGAUCAAAAAAAUUACAGGCACCGAUAUCCCCCUGGCACCCCUAACGAUGCUUUUGCACCACACCCGAAGCCCACUGACAGCAUACAAAAAAUCCCUGGAACUGCCGCUACUCAAUGCCGCCAAAUCCCUUAUCCCGAGGAUGUGGAAACAGCCAAGAGCGCCCACCUUGGGGCAAUGGAUGUCAGUGGUAGAGGACAUAUACUCAAUGGAGACCCUGACGGCCGACCUCCACGGGAAAUCAGAGCGGUGUGCAUUGACCUGGUACCCAUGGACCACAUACGUGGCAGAUGGAACUGUAACCCCCGAGCCAAUAUAGCUGAAACUCACAGAACACCACGAUAACUGCCUUACCCCUCAUAAGCACAGACACGCCCUACCCAUUAACCACACACAGACUACGGACAGUUUUCACACCCCCGACCACAACAGACAUCAGGAAGACAUAACACCCGCUAGAACAAACUACACAAACCACCGAUACCUGGAGUACUCCAGGACGGACACCUUAAAUACCCCCUACAGCUACUAGACCAGAUACCGGUUCUCACCCUAAACGUAGAGUGCACAUCAUAAGUGCAACAAACUGCGCACUGAAUGCAAGAGGAGCUAGGAGCCUUGAAACCUGAUCAUAAGUUACACUACCUAAUGCAUGUGAAGGAAACUAUUGAAAUAUUGAUGGAGAAGUCUGAUUUGAGAAUGUUAGUAUAAAGGCUACGAAUGUUGUUAUGCUAUUCAGAAAUAUGAUGUUGCAACUGAUGUUUCACCGUAUCUACACAUUUCUGUGACAAAAUGAUAAAAAUGAAAAUAAAGAUUGUCAAAAAAAAUAAAUAAAUAAAGCCAAAAUGGAGAAGCUAUGUGUAAAAACUAAGUACACCUUAUGAUUCAAUAGCUCGUAGAACCACCUCUAUCAACAAUAAUUUGAUGUAAUCAUUUUCUGUAUGACUUUGUCGGUCUCUCACAUCGUUGUGGAGGAAUUUUGGCCCACUCUUCUUUACAACGUUGCUUCAGUUCACUGAGUCUUUCUGGCAUUUCUUUAUGCACAGCUCUCUUAAGGUUCCGCCACAGCAUUUCAGUUGGGUUGAGGUCUGGACUUUAACUGGGCUAUUGCAACACCUCAAUUCUUCUAAUUUUCAGCAAUUCUGUUGUAGAUUGGCUGGUGUGCUUGGGAUCAUUGUCCUGACCCAAUUUCGGCCAAGUUGUAGCUGUCAGACAGAUGGCUUCACGUUUGACUCAAGAAUACUCUGGUAUACAGAGGAGUUCAUGGUCGACUCAAUGACUGCAAGGCUCCUAGUUUUUGUGGCUGUAAAACAAGCCCAAAUCAUCACCCCUCCACCACCAUGCUUGACAGUUAGUAUGAGGUUUUUGUGCUGACAUGCUGUGUUUGGUUUUUAACAAAUAUAGAAUUGUACAUUCUGAUCUGAGGACUGGAUAGUCUGAUCUGAAGUUAGAGGGAGGGAGAUGGGCGUGCCUAAAUAGAGCGUGUCUGCCACUUGAAUUAGUGCAAUGCAGUUUGAUUGACUCAUAGGUAUGCCCUUUCUCAGUCCAUCCGCUCUGCAUGUGAUCUUCUCCUGUCCGCUGCUUGCACCCUCACUACUAAUUCGCGCUUGCAAGACUUAUCAUGGGUGGCUUAUUUCCUCCUUCUCACGGGCGGCUCUCUCCCCUAGUUUUCAAUCCUUUAUGUAGUCUCUCAAAACCCAUCUUUUCAGAAAUGCUCAUGGCCUCUCGGAGUAACUUCUGUUUUACAAAUCUGUCUCUUGCUCUUUCCUAAGGUGCAACACUCCAUUCUCACCUCCAAUUCUGUUACAGAGAAAUUAUAUACCAAUUGCAUAUCAGACUGAUUCCACCCACUAAUAAAUAAGAAAAUAAAUUAAUAAAUAAAAAUAAUAAAAAUGUCUCUUCCUUUUCGUUAUUAUUUCCUUCAACGUCUCAGCCUCUCCGGACUAUUUAUUGAUUCUGCAGAUUAGUUUUUUUAAAACUUGUAAUUGGGUCAUUGCAUUAUCCUAGUUGGAAUCCAUUGUGACCCUAUAAGUAAUUUUAUAAUUUUUAUUUACUUUUGGGCCUUUCUCAUAACAGAAAUGAACAGAGGAAAUCUGUAGAAGUUGGGCGUCACAGUGAAAAUUUGGCUAUGUCAAAUCCAGGUAAAAUACAAACGAAACAAAAGUCUUCUUAGUAAAGUUAUCACUGGAAAAAAGAAUUAUUAAUUUGAAUGUUGCAAAUACUAAUUUAAUUAAAUAAUUUCUGUUUGUUUAUAUUUUAUCCUACUCACUCAGCCAUCACAGCUGUCCAAAUAUGGACAAAAUCUAUUUGGCAAAUGCAGAGAUGUAAACAGUUUGACCCAGAACUGAGGGAUGGUGGACAUAGACCUCUUGUGCCAUAACCACUAUGUUGAUCUGUAGUGUUGUUGGUGUUCAAAUUGCCCCUUUAAUUAAGGAGUCCAUUUCUAGCAUAUAUUUAAGGAGUUAUCCAGGCGACUAAACUUCAAUAGUGAUGUCCCGAACUGUUCGCCGAACGGUUCGCGAACUGUUCGCCACGGUUCGCCACGGACUCCAGUCAGCUGACACAUUCCAGCCAAUCAGCAGCAUACCCUCCCUCCCAGACCCUCCCACCUCCUGGACAGCAUCCAUUUUGAAGCUGCAUUCUUAGUGAGCUGUCCAGGAGGUGGGAGGGUCUGGGAGGGAGGGUCUGCUGCUGAUUGGCUGGAAUGUGUCAGCUGACUGGAAUCCGCGCGAACCGUUCGUGGCAAACCGUGGCGAACAGUUCGCGAACCGUUUGGCGAACAGUUCGGGACAUCACUAAACUUCAACCAUACAUGUAACCUACAGACAAUUUAUUAUUAUUGCGUUUUUCAUCCAUGAUUUUGCAAUAAAGAAAGCUUCAGCUUAAUGAAGUGGUCUGUGUGCCAGGUCCAUCUAGGAUUAACCCUUUCUGCUGUAAACAUAGUUUCAGAGAAAAUGCUAUGUUUACACUAGGGUUAAUCCAGUCUCUAGUGGCUGUGUCAUUGACAGCCGCUAGAGUCGCUUCAAAGCUUCUCACUGUGAGAAUGCUUUCCCAUGAGACUGGCUGAAUGCGCAUGCGCAUUCAGCUGAUGACGGGAAAGGAGGAGGAGAGUCCCCAGCGCAGAUGGAGCCCGGCGCUGGAGAAAGGUGAGUGUUUAACCCCCUUCCUCCCUCUUCAGACCGGUGGGAGGGAGGCACUGAGGGUGAGGGGGACCCAAGGACCCUAUAGAGCCAGGAAAACGAGUAUGUUUUCCUGGCACUAUAGUGGUCCUUUAACUCUAGUAGCAGGAUGGAUCGAGCAGGGAUUAGAUUAAAGAACUGGAUCUGAAAAUACACAUGUGGGCCCAGAGGUUAGACAGGGCCCCCAAAACCAUGAAUUUACUUGGUCUCAUUACUAUAUAAAGAAUUAAGGGAGGCCCAAACUGGUAACCUGUGAGUACCUAAUCUUUCACUCUGUGUGAGAAUUCCCCAUUGAAAUCAGUUGGGCUUUAUCAGUAAGUUUUCUAUUUUUCUAAACGAAUGAUUAGGUAGAUGGGUGGGAGCACUUAAUGGGAUAAUAGCUAGUCACAAAGUGUUCAUUUCUGCCAUUCUUUUACUCUUUGGUCUUUCAGAGUCCCAAUCCAGCUCGGUGCAGAAUAAUACUCUGGUAAGGCAAGAUAGCCAUCAAGAAACCCCUUCACAAAUUUCUCCAACUACCACUGGCUCCAGGACCACCCAAGAAGUAUCUCCAAGAAGGACAACUCAACGCCAGUCUCCGGCAGUCAACAACACCAGCUCUCAAAGUUAGUAAUCUGGUUAGAACCAACAUUUGUUAGAUCAAUCCUUCUAUUCACCUAGCAGUCAUCAAAUAUGGAAGACCAGUGUUAGCAAUGGGUGAACAAAUUGGUCACCUGGUGUUUUAUUGCAGGCAUCAUUUCUGGUUAUGUUUUUCAAUGGUAUAAACCAUAGGUAUUUAAAAGUCAGUUCUCCAACUGUGAUAGACUUCCAAACUCAUGAUGCUUUGCCAGCCUUACAAUUACAUUUUCACCAACCCCGAAUGUACUUGCAACACUGUAAAAUGAUCUCCUGUUAGCAUUAUACAUAUCAGAUUAACAUAUAACCUUAUGUCAAUGACAAUCAUCAUAAUUCACUUUCAUAUUUCCAAUCCUAUUGGUGUAGAUCAGAAUAAUGCUUCUCCCAGACAGCAAGCUAACGCCGUGGCGAGAGUUCCCCAGCCCACCUCGCGACUUCUCACACGGUAAGUUUAAAUCUCAGAUCUUACUUCUGAUUUUGAAAUAACUAGAACAUACAUGGACUUUAGGUUGAGAUGUGUCAACAGAAGAGGUGUCCCAUGUCGGAUAGCUCUAUCUUUAUCAACAUUAAUGUAGGAAAGGAAAUUAGACAGGAAGUGGACAACUCCUGAUCCUUUUUGUUUGAUUAAAUGGGAAAAAUAUUUUAGCCAGUGGGGGAGGAGACUUGGGGAAGUUGCUUUUAGUACAUCAUCCAAAAUCCUCAGACUAUAUGCAGCAUUGUGCUGAUCCUCACUCAUUACAUUAACCCUUUUACAACUCCACUGAAGGGAUUUUAAUAUCUGUCUUCAGGAUCACACCGGUUCCUUGGUGUUUCAGGAGUCCCCCAGCAAUCCCCAACAAUGUGGGACCAUCCUGAUUUAAAGGAUGGUGUUUCUGGUGUCAUGCAUUUGGGGAAACCAGAGAACUGUCCCCAACAACAUGAGCACAUCUUUAGACACGCUCACAUUUGCUGAAUGGCAUCAGCUAGGACUAUGUAGAGAGUGUUUCAGCUGUGCUCGGAGCAUGGUCUGGCCUUCGUACUGACUCCUAGCGCAUGCCGCGGUAGGCUCGUCCAACCAAUUCCACAACUCUACAUGUAUUAGGAGAAGAGAUAUGUGUCCUUGUUCCCCUCUGAUUUCUGAAUUUCACAACGGGGAGUUGGUAGAGAUAUUUUUUCAUGUUGGGCAGCGGAAUCAGUCCUUUGACCUAAUUAUAUUGGCUCCCUUUAUCCUAAUUUGAAUUUGUAAAGUCCAAUUGAUGUUAUUUAAACCACAUGGCAGUUAACUUCAUAUUGUAUUUUUUUUUAAUUAAAAUUUGCUGUAAUAUAUUUCUAGUGUACAAGUUUUUUUAUUUUAAAAAAUAGCAUUGCAUUUGAAAUGUGGGAUGAAUUAUUUGUGGACAAACCGUUGGACAAUAUAACAAACUGUAAUACGACAGGAGAAUUUGACUCACUGCUACUCUAACAUGUCAUCCCUCUGCCAGUCCUUACAUUGGCUUCCUAUACCCUUCAGGAUUUAAUUAAAAUGGACUCUAAUUCCCCAAAACCUCAAAAAUCCCACUCCUCAUUACAAUUCCUCUUUAAUUGACAAAUACAACCCUCCUCGUUCCUUUUGCCUCUAUGUGUGACCUUUUACCCAUAGGAUUUAUAAACAUUCCUAUAGAAUGCCUUACCUCACCCUUUUGGACUUUCCCCUAUCUUCCAACCAUUUAAGAAGUUACAUUUUUAGGAUAGCCAACCAUCUUCUUUCAUUACAAUAUCAUUCCCGUCCCUCCACACUUAACUUGUGUUUUUGUUUGACUCUCUAUCCUUCUAGUCUAUUUUCCUCUUCACACCAUUUACACAAACUUAAGUAGAAACAGUGGUUUUAUCCAUCACCCUCUUCUUCCCCCUUCUCCCAUGACAUGUUCAUCCUCUUAUGGUCCCCUUAACCAUUUACAUUUAGAUUGUAAGCUCAUUUUAACAGGGCCUGUAGCGGAGCUCCGAUACCAUGCAUAGGUAUCUCCGCUAUUCCUUCCCUGUAGCUGAAAGAAGCACUGCAAUAAUCCAAGACCCUUUCCCCCCAGCAACUAGACGACACAUACUUCUGGGAGUCGACUUAUUUUAUUUUGACCACACAUGGCUUUUAUGCACUGACCCCUAGCAUGGGGUUUCCACAUCAACAUUACAAGGGUUAUCCUCCCAGGAGUCUCUGUUUCUGAGAGAUAAUUGAGUGAGAAAACUAUAAUUGUAUUAUCUCUUAGAUAAAUAGAAAAUAUUACAAUUCACCCUAAAAAUACAUUAUAAUAAAAUAGGAACCCCAGAAAUGGUAUAGCAUAGAAUAGCUUGGGUCUGAGCGCCCACUUUGUCAAAAUAGUGCUCAGAUCCCUUCAGUGGUUUCAGAACACUAUUCGAAUAAAGUUUUAACCGGUCGACCACGAGGUGAUGCCCCAAAACAGUUCCAUAGAAAACAAGGCAACAACCGGUCAUCUUUCGGGGGUUCUCACACGAACACCAACGAAUGCUACCCCUGGCUGUUAGGGAGCAAAUGCUCCUCCUGUGCGGUAGUGCAUGCCUCCUGAACUCCGUUCUCAUAACUGUUCAAGAAGUUGGAUGGGCAGCGGUACAAGUUUCCUGCGUGUUCAAGGGGUUGCGUAUCUGAGAUAUAGUUCCAUGCCGUCGACGACCAUGUACCGCUGUCGGCGAUUGGGAGACAAAAUGGCCGCCAAUUCUUGGAGCAUGUGUGUUUGUUUUUUUACGAACUACGGCCAUGCAGGGUAAACACUUGCAUUAAUUAUCAAUUUGUGGUUAACAGCCAGGGGUGAUCGGUAAUCAGGAGGUGCGAACAAGGGGACCACACAGAGUUGGUUCGGUAAACGAACGGGGGGUGUACGGACAGCCGAACAACCAGGAAUAAAAGUGUAUUAGGGGAUCCAUUCCACUUCAGGGCCUUAUUCACCUCUUGCAUCAGUCGACAUUAAUUUUGUCUGUCAAUUACUUGUUAAAUAACUACAUUGUAUAAUUGUAGAAGAGUUGCUAUAAUAAAUGCUUAUAAUAAUUAUAAACUGGAGUAGGUUGUAAUAGACUUAUUAAACGAUUGUAAUCUAAAGUGGGAAACACCUUGCCAUAUGACUCUGGUGUGUGAAUGUAGAGCAAUUGCUAUUAUUACCGGUAACAAGGCAAAGUGAAUGAAAUGUUAAUCAGUGUUACUGUCUCAAUGCAGGAGAAACAGCAGGGGAAUAUGGAUGAGAAAAUCGAAACAAAGCUGGAAAAGUUGGAAAAGAUGUGAAGGCCUUUGGAUCCCUAAUCACAAAUUCUGACACUUAAGAUGCAGAACUUUACCAGUUGGCCGACAGCAGAUAAGAGAAAUUAACAACUACCGAGUCCCUUUGAAUCUUUAACAAGAAGCACAAGUUGAACUUUAAUGGGGAAAAAAUAGGCAGGGACAAGCAUUUUAUAUGCACGUUUGCUUGAACCAUCAUUGGGUUACCAUAGCCAUAGAAGCCUAAAUUCAGAAUAUAUGACAAAAAGAAAAUGUAUUUGGCGCAA
Molecule: messenger RNA, 14582 nt
Organism: Pelobates cultripes (western spadefoot toad)
Lineage: Eukaryota; Metazoa; Chordata; Amphibia; Anura; Pelobatidae
Source: the annotation of a GenBank genome assembly